This is a messenger RNA of Drosophila novamexicana, 1503 nucleotides long. RefSeq lists its product as uncharacterized. The record is from RefSeq and is a predicted model, not a curated record. The coding region runs from base 276 to 1316 and encodes 346 amino acids. Lineage: Eukaryota; Metazoa; Arthropoda; Insecta; Diptera; Drosophilidae. The transcript is spliced from 3 exons. Gene Ontology annotation, cellular component: transcription regulator complex; nucleus. Gene Ontology annotation, biological process: regulation of transcription by RNA polymerase II. Gene Ontology annotation, molecular function: DNA binding.
CAGAGCGCGUAAAACAAAACUGGAAAAACAGAGAAACAGAAGACAUCGCGCACGCAACGGUGUUUUUACAAUUACUACAUUAAUAUAAAUGCAGCCAUUGAUAUCACUGCGCAAUUGAGAGUAUUAAUCAAUGCAAAGAACGUGCGCUGUUAUUAACAGCUUAAUUCAGCAUAGGCCAAACUGCUGCUGCUGCCUCAAACGUAAACAAAUACAAAUUGAUAUCUCUCGUGGCUACUCAAACUGCCAAAAUAGCAACAAAAAGGCGCACGAAAAACAUGCAGCGAUAUUAUGCAGAACGUGAGACUACAGGACCCGAGUUCGACGAUCGCCUGAUAAAAUUGGUGCGCGCUAAUCCUGCCAUCUACGAUGUUAGUCAUCCGCACUAUCGCCGUAACCCCGUUAGAGUGGACAUAUGGGAUCGCAUCGCGAACGAACUUGGGGCGUCAUCACGAUUUCUGCAAACAAAAUGGAAGAACAUACGGUAUAAUUAUCUACAAGAGAUUAAGGCCCUGGAAACAGGACAGGUAAAUCCGAAUGUGCGCAAGCGACGCUUCACCGAGGAUUUAUCAUUUUUACAAAACACCGCACAAACGUACAAUGUGAGAAAGGCACAAUCCUACAUAGUCCAGAACAAUAAUACAAAUAACGGUGGCAGCAGCGACAACGACAGCAACAGUUUUCUUUACCCAGAUCCGGAGCACUUGCGCGUCAAUCUAACGGAUAACUAUGAUAUUAUUGAGCUAGAUGAUGAAAAUAGUGAGGACGGCUCGACGCAAGUGGGUGGUCACAGUGAUAAUGAAAUCGUGCCUGAGCUGAUGGUCAUGGAGCCCAAGCCCGAUGUCACCUUGCAACAGUCAUCCGCUGUCAAUGGCAACGGCAGCAGCAACAACCACAACAAUACGCAGGUUAGCUCACCGGCCUCCUCACCGCUGCUUAUGCCCAUGGUGGUAAUGGGCAACGGCGAUGAGCUGGCACAUCAGGAAAUAAAGGCGCAGCCGCAAUAUCACAAUCAGGACCUUAAAACCGAACAGCAAUACAGAAACAACACUGCGCUCUCCAACGGCGAGGUGACAAUCGAGCCCAUUUAUAAAGCAGCGCUCUCGCGACGCAGUGCACCCGGCAUCAUGGCUAAUGCUGCGAAACGAAAGGCUAUGGCUGCGCCCCUACCCAGAUUGGCGCCCAUUAAUGAUCCGAUUGAGCUAUACUGCCUAUCGCUAGUGGACACGCUGCGCAGCAUGCCCAGAUCGGAGCGCGAACGCGUCAAAUUCGAGUUUGCCAACAUUCUGAAGGAUGCUAAGUACAAGGACGAGGCCUAAUCUUACUUAAAUCCUGUCUGUUUCUCUGGGUAUUUACGCAUACGAACAAUUCUAAGUCACAUUAAAUGUAUUAUUUUUACAUUAUAUGCAAAAUAUUUAGCAUUUUCUAAGACGCUAUUUAGAUUAAGCUUUCUACAUAAUUUAGUUUUUUUUAUUACAGUACUGUUGUAUGUGUCCAUAUCUAUUC